AUGAAGAGAAGGACAUCUCCUAGUCGCAAGCGAGCUAAUGAAUGGCCCAGUCUAACAGAUGAUGAGAUUGAGGAAAUUCGAAAAACAUUUAAUCUAUUUGAUACAGAUGGAUCUGGUACAAUAGAUCCAAAGGAAAUGAAGGCUGCUAUGCAAAGUUUAGGUUUUGAAAGUCAAAAUCCAACUAUGUAUCAGCUUAUAGCAGAUUUGGAUAGAGAUGGAUCAUCUGCUAUUGAUUUCGAGGAAUUCCUUGAUGCCAUUGCAUCUAAACUUGGUGACAAGGAUAGUAGAGAAGGUAUUCAAAAGAUAUUUGCUAUGUUCGAUGAUGAUAAGACCGGUAGCAUUUCACUAAAGAAUCUUAAGAGAGUUGCUCAUGAACUAGGGGAAAAUAUGACUGAUGAUGAACUUAGGGAAAUGAUAGAAAGAGCUGAUAGUAAUGGUGAUGGAGAGAUAAGCUUUGAAGAUUUCUAUAGUAUAAUGACAAAAAAGACAUUUGUAUAA
This is a messenger RNA of Cryptosporidium muris RN66, 498 nucleotides long. Its product is annotated as centrin protein, putative. NCBI's taxonomy places the organism in Eukaryota, Apicomplexa, Conoidasida, Eucoccidiorida, Cryptosporidiidae. The record is from RefSeq and is a predicted model, not a curated record. The transcript has a single exon. Gene Ontology annotation, biological process: mitotic cell cycle; centriole replication. Bases 1 to 498 code for a protein of 165 amino acids. Gene Ontology annotation, cellular component: centrosome; centriole. Gene Ontology annotation, molecular function: calcium ion binding.